Paramuricea clavata is the source of this 1693-nucleotide messenger RNA. NCBI's taxonomy places the organism in Eukaryota, Metazoa, Cnidaria, Anthozoa, Malacalcyonacea, Plexauridae. The record is from the annotation of a GenBank genome assembly.
GAAAACAUGUCCUAUAAAAGGCUCAAAGCUGAAAAGUCAAAUACUCAAGGCAGCUCCAUAUCGCAGGACCUCGUCAUUUGUGGUGCAGCGUAUGGAAGAGCCGAUGUCACUGAGAAAAUAAGAACCUUGCGGAAAGAUAAGAAACUCUCCGUUAAAGCCAGCAACGACGUUUUUGGUGACUCUUGGUAUGGUGUGAAAAAAAGCCUUGUAGUUGUUUACAAGUAUGGCAGUAAUAGUGCACUGCUACAGGUUGUCAAGGAGGGUGAAUCCCUAGAAAUUAAUCCCCCGUCUACUGCUGUUAGUAAUGGAAAGAAUCGGCAACAUUAUCUGUCACUGAAAGCAGGUAAGGCCGUAUCUAGAAAGGAUAAAUCUACAUUGAAACUAAAUAUUCUCGGUGCUGCUUAUGGCCUUUCGGAUGUCACCUCAGUUGCUCAAUCCUUCGUGACAGCUAAUCAAAAGUUCGAUGAAGUGGCUUCCAAUGCAGUUUGGGGAGAUGAGUGGCCAGGCACAAAAAAAACUCUUGUUGUUGUGUAUGAAUACGAUGAAAAUUUCAUGCUUGAUAUUGCUGUUGAAGGAGAUCAAAUGCACUUUAUAGCAUCCGCAUCCCCUCCUCUUACCAUUCUUGGUGCUGCAUAUGGGCUGAAAAGCGUCACGGAAAAAGUGAAGGCACUGGUGAAGAAUCGUUCCUUGAAGGCAAUCGCUGAUAAUGAUACAUUUGAAGAUGGUUGGCCAGGAAUUGUGAAAACGUUAGUGAUUGUAUAUCAGUAUGGAGAAGAGCAUCCAUCCAUUACUGUCGUCAAAGAAAACCACUCAUUUGAGUUGCUGUACUCUAAAGGAAACAAUUUUCAAGGUUCAACCAAUCCCAGCACCCUCACGAUCUUGGGAGCUGCAUAUGGGCCAAAGAACGUUACGGAUAAAGUUCAAAGGCUUGCCAAAAACGGCAGUACACCCCAAGUCAAAGCCAGCAAUGCUGUUUUUGGAGAUCCUUGGCGUGGACAGGUAAAAAGCUUGGUCAUUGUGUAUCGGCAUGGUAGCAAAGCACCCCGAAUGCAAAUCGCAGCAGAACACUCAAGUAUUUCUGUGUCAAUUUGUGGGCCACAACAACAUGUUGAUCACACGGACACCUGGAACCUCUUGCAGUAUGAUGAUCCAACUAUCGUGAAUACCCUAACUGCAAUGGGACCGACGAUUGCCAGUGCUCUUUCUCCACCGGGUUCAAGCUCGUCAAACGAAGCUGCGGUGCCUGUCGAACAGGUAUUAAAAUCAUUUUACUGUAACUAUCACCUUAACAAAUUUGCUAUAUCAGUAAUAAACGUCACUAAUAUACUUGCUUUCUGUAGGUAAAAACUGAUGCAAAUAGUGAGGACACAAAGUCGAAGUUUCGCUCAGAAAUCAUAAAACAAAUAAAGGAUUUAUUUGAAUUAAAACAAUUGGAUGCAAUUACCGAAGAAGAAUAUGAAGAGAAAAAGAAAAUAUUAUUAAAAUAUAUAUAAAAUGCAAUGUAAGGCCCGGCUUAUACGAUAGACUUUUCAAGAGCCGAACUUCAUUAACCGAAUUAAAUACAUGAGAAGCACAGUCUCUGAAUCAAAUAAGCGCUGCGUUUUAUAUUAAGCAUUCCUGAAUUAAAAAGUUCACCUAGUUCAGGCGUAGCAAUUGAUACACCGGGCGGAAAUCGUAGUUAUAAAGAUAAAGA